Messenger RNA from Trichechus manatus latirostris (Florida manatee), 3243 nucleotides. It is a transcript of the gene ZNF114, whose product is annotated as zinc finger protein 114. The record is from RefSeq and is a predicted model, not a curated record. NCBI's taxonomy places the organism in Eukaryota, Metazoa, Chordata, Mammalia, Sirenia, Trichechidae. Gene Ontology annotation, biological process: regulation of DNA-templated transcription.
AUGGAAGAUGAUUACAUCAGAUUCCAUCCUCAGAACCCCGUGACCUUCAGGGAUGUGGCUGUGAACUUUACCAAGGAGGAGUGGGCCCUGCUGGAUCCUGCUCAGAGGAAACUCUUCCGAGAUGUGAUGCUGGAGAACUACGGGAACCUGGUCUCCAUAGAUUAUGACAUUCAACUUAAAACCAAAGGCUGAACCCCUCAGCAGGAUAUUUUUUCUAAAGAAACAUUUCACAAGGAAAACAGAGUAUGUCUCACAAGCAACAAUUCCCAAUCCUCUACAUUAAGAGAAGAACCUCACAAGGAAAAACAGAGAAAUUUGAAGCAAGUUACAUUUGCCGAAGAGAAAAGAGAGUCUCUGGUUGGAGUCUAUGAACAUCAUGAAAUGAAGGAUAACUCUGAACCCAGCUCAAAGCUUAUGCCUUCACAGAGAGAUUCCAUGAGGAAAUAUAUUAUGAGUGACUCACAUGUUUUAAAACAUAGUCCUGUCUUAAGCAAUAAUCAGCAAAUCUAUAAAAGCAAUGACUAUGAUAGUGAUAGUGUCUCAUGGCAGAACAUUCUGUUGAUGCAGCAUGAGAGAACUCAGGCAGAGCCGAAAUCAAAAUCUUGGACUGAACAUCAGAUCGGUGUGUUUUAUAUGCAUAAUAAAAGUCAUAUGGGGCAAACAUUCAUGAAUGGAACUCAUUUGGAAAAGACUUUGGUAAACUUCACCCUUAAUACAUAGAAGAAAACCCACAUUACAGAGAAAACUUAUGAAUCCAGUCAGUCUGGGAACACCUUCAGAAAUAACUAUCCAUUUUGGGCAGAGGAAAUCCUACACUGCAGCAGAGGCAAAUAAUGAGAAUAAUCAAAGUGAAAAAACCUUUGCCCAAAUUAAAAAUUUUGAUUCAUCCAGAACUAGUUAUGGAGAGAAAAGCUAUAAAUGUUGCCAUUGUGGGAAAGCCUUUGUUUAUCAGUCAUUCCUUAUGAAACACAUGCAAAUUCACAGUGGAGAGAAACCCUAUGAAUGCAAGGAAUGUGGGAAAGCCUUUAGAUAUUCCUUAUACCUUAAUAAACACAUGGUGAAGAGGUCCUAUAAAUGUAAGGAAUGUCGGAAAGCCUACACUACGUCUCCAAAACUUAACAUAUGAAGACUCACACUGGAGAGAAACCCUACGAAUGUAAGGAAUGUGGGAAAGCCUUCACUAAUUCUUUAGGACUUAAAAAAACACGUAAGGACUCAUAGUUGAGAGAAGCCCUGUGAAUGAAAGGACUGGGAAAACCAUUAAUUUUCUCAACAUACUGUACAUAUAAACAUAAAAACCCAUUGCCAUUGAGUCAAUUCCAACUCAGAGUAGAACUGCCUUAUAGGGUUUCCAAGUAGUGGCUGCUGGAUUUGAACUGCUGACCUUUUAGUUAGCAGCCGAGCUCUUAACCACUGUGCCACCAGGGCUCCACACUGCACAUAUAAAAAGGGCAUGUUGGAAGGAAGCUCUAUGCAUUAAUGUGUGUGGGAAAGUCUUCCCUGAAUGUCUUGUCUUACUGAAAAGAAACCUUAUGGAGAUAAGCUCUGUGGAAAGCCUUUCAUCUCUCAUCUUUAGAAGACAUUUGUCCUCACACUAGAGAGGAAAACUAUGAAUCUAAAGAAUAUGGAAAAGACUUCAGUAUUGUCUCAGAAAGAUAGUCCAUUAUAAGAAUUCACACUGGGAAGAUACCUUAUGGGAAUAAGGAAUGUGAGAAAGACUUCUUUAAAUACUCAUCCCUUAAAUUACUCAUGACACCACACACUGAAGAAAUAGUCUAUGAUUGUAGUAAAUAUGAGAAAAACCUUCAUAUUACAACUUUUCACUUACUAAGCACAAAACCAAACCAGCUGCCAUUAAGGCUGUUCCAACUCAUGGCAACCCCGUAUGUACAGAGUAGAACUGUGCUCCAUAAAGUUUUCAAGGCUGUGAACUUUUGGAAGCAGAUCACCAGCCCUUUCUUCCGAAGUGCCUCUGAAAGGGUUCACACCACCAGCCUUUUUGUUAGUAGUUGAAUACUUAACCAUUUCAACUCUACCACUUAUGUUUUAAUCAUUAUAAUUCACUUAUAUCAAUAUGGUCUCAUUUCCAAUGUGAAGCCUUCUUUGAAGCCGUGUUAUUUAAGCUUGAGGUGAGUAUUUUCCAUGAUACCGUUUUUGUUGGUUGUAACUGAGCAGUAUCUAUAUUUGACUGCAUUAUGGUCAGAGUAUGUGGUCUUGCUAUAAUAUUAAUUUGGGAUACUUGUUAUGACUCAUUUUGGUCUAAUGUGACCAAUUCUGUCAGUUGUCUGGUCAUGUCAAUUCUUACCUUCUUUACUAAAGAAACAUAGUUGUUCUUUUUUCCAGAAUAAGUACAGUAUAAUGUUUCCCAGCUUUUCUCAUAGGUGGUGGUCGGCAGAACAACAGUCUUGACCAGUGAGGAGUGGGCAGAAUUCACUGGUUCGGAUUCCUGGAGAGAUGUUGGGAAAAGGAGAGUAUUGUUUUCCUUUUUCUCUUAACCAAGUUCCUUUGCCCUCUCUCCUUGUUGCUCUCUGAAAAUUCAAUGAAAAGCCCUGAGUUGGGACUUGUAACUUUAGAACUAGUGGGAUGAAAGUGACAGUUACCAUGACACAGCCCAAAAUACAAGAUUUCUAGCUCCCCAACGGCACACUUUUGGGGAUCUGCAUCCAAAACAUACUGAAUUUCAGGAGUUGGUACAUGAAACAGAUAAACCUCUAAUUGGAGUAAGAAGCAUUUUAGGGGAGUUAUUUUUAUAUAUAGUAACUCAGAAGUAAAUAAAACCUUAAAUUAUAAACCUAAGAGUGUAGCCAGGUUUUAUGAGUGCUUCUUAUGUGUUUCAAAACUGUGUAUUUGUUGGAUGGAUUCAAGGUUCAUUAUAUGUUCGAAUGAUCAAAUUUCUUAAGAAUGUUUUUAAGUAUCUUACUGGCAGAAUGUUUGUCUCAAUCGUCUAUUGAGUGAGUUUGCAAUAAAAUAUCCCAUUCUAAAAGUGGAUCAUUGGGUUCUUAAACUUUUGUCAUUUCUUAAUAUAUUUAUAGACAGUGUUGUUAGGUGCAUAGGGUUUUGGGUGUUCUCUUUAUUACAGAUGAAUUGUUCUUCCUACUUUCAUGUUUUACCUAUCUUUUCUACUAACAAUGAUUUUUUUUUCCAUUCAUAUAAGGGUAAAAGUUUAUAUGCCCCUUACCAUGAACAAACCUUCUAAGUUCUUUAUGUAUUGUUAUGGAUUAAAUUGAGUCACCCAAAAAUAUA